GCAGGCAACUGCCAAAUGGUGAAGCGUUGCUGCCAUGAAUGACGCAGAACGGGUUGGGUGGGGCCACACUAAAGUCAGUGUUCCUUUAAGCCAAUCAUAGACGAAAGAUAAGAAAAGGCAGAUGAAUGAUGUAUGUCCCAUCCAAUCGGGAUGAAGCUAGACUAUCUAUAUAAGUCGCAGGCAGAAAGUGGGUGUUGCUCACUGGGUGCUCCGGCUGUCAGAAGUAACAUCUUGUUCGGUGUGAGGACGCUAAGUGACCCGCCCCACUCGUCCGCCCUGAUCGCUGACAGCCGCACCGGAGCAGCCCAAACCCCUCGCAUCACUAACACCCUACUAUCUGCAGUUGCCGCUUUCUUGGUUUUAUAUCUGUAUCCGUCUCCCUGACGAUCUCUCUCCUCCGAUCAAGCAACUGCGGGACUUGUUGCUCCAGCCUCCACCCUCCCAGCGCUAGAGACAGGCCGAGCGGUCACACGUGUGGAGCCGUCUGACGAGUCCCAGAAGGAUCAGCUGUCACCGAGCACCCGACAUGGCCUCCCAGAUACCGGCCGCCACCUCGCUGGCCUCUCCGCGCUUCAGCAUCCUCUCCUGGCCGCAGAUCCGCCGCCUGGAUGCCAUCCUCGGGGAGAGUGUGCCCAUACACGGCCGCGGCAACUUCCCCACCCUAGCCUGCCGGCCCCGGCACCUAGUGCAGGUGGUCCGGGGCCGUCUAGAACAAAAAGGUAUUGUCGUUCACAAUGUGCGACUGAAUGGUUCUGCUGCAAGUCAUGUGCUGCAUGAAGAUAGUGGCUUGGGCUAUAAAGAUUUGGACCUCAUAUUUAUGGUUGACUUGAAAGGGCCUGGAGCCUUUCAGGUAGUAAAGCAUGCAGUUCUUGAUUGCCUCCUGGACUUCCUGCCUGCAGGUGUCAAUAAGGAGAAGAUCACACCCAUGACUUUAAGGGAAGCUUAUGUUCAGAAAUUGGUAAAGGUUUGUACUGAAAGUGACCGGUGGAGUCUAAUAUCCUUAUCAAACAACAAUGGAAAAAACAUGGAAUUGAAGUUUGUGGACACUCUAAGGCGUCAGUUUGAGUUUAGUGUAGACUCCUUCCAAAUAAUACUUGAUUCUAUGCUUAUCCAGCGUUCAGAGGCUCAAAUGUCUCAAAGCUACCACCCCACUGUGACUGGAGAAAGCAUGUAUGGGGACUUUGAGGAAGCCAUGGACCACUUGCGUAAUAGGAUCAUUGCCACCCGAAACCCUGAAGAGAUCAGAGGAGGUGGUCUACUCAAAUACUGCAACUUGCUUGUACGUGGCUUUACACCCAAGUCGGAGGUGGAUAUGAAAACCAUGCAGAGGUACAUGUGCUCCCGUUACUUCAUAGAUUUCCCUGACAUACGGGAACAGUUGCGGAAGCUUAAGUGCUAUCUGCAGGAUCACUUUGUCGGGAUGGAGGACAAGCGUUAUGACUGCCUGAUGACUCUUCACAAUGUAGUAAAUGAGAGUACAGUUUGCUUAAUGGGACAUGAACGUCGUCAGACGCUAACACUUAUUGCUUCUUUAGCUAUUCAGGUAUUAUCUGAGCAGAAUCUUGUUUCAGCCAUCCCAAACUAUACCUGCUACUACCAGCCGGCCUCCUUCAUGGGUGAUGGGAACUACAGCAGUUACUACUUCACACCUAUCCAGCCUCUUGUGUCCUGCAGUCACUCCUACCAGACCUGGCUUCCUUGCUGCAACUGACACCAAGAUGACCUGCUUAUCUCCAAACCUAAACAAGAAAACUGCAUUUUAAAUGUUCCUAAGAGCAGACACUUUUCUGCCACCUUGAUCUUUUCUGGAGAUCAUGAAACGAUUAGUAUGGGGUGAUCCUCCUUCAAGGCUUUCAAUCAAAUAAGCUGUUAUUCUGCAAAAGGACUACCACUAAUCGCAGCUUCCCUCUGUACUGAUGUAGGUCAAAAACCAGUGUAAAUAUUGGGUGUUUGGACCAAAGAGGAGUUAAAACACUUAAGUGCCUAUACUGCUUGAAUGGUUUUAACUCCUAGAUUCUAUAAACCAUUUCUUUAAGAUCACCUAACCAUUGUACUGGAUAUCCCAGCAGCUCACUUGUAAUGACACACCAGUUCAUUACUGAUUUGCAGUCAAUGGGUAUUUGAGCCUUUUACAUAUAAUUCUGUAGUAUGUGCCAUUUAUGUGAAGUCUGCAGAAAAAUGUUUUGUCAGUCUCUACUUCCAUUCUGCGAUUUUUGGUGCUAUGGGCAUAUAUCCUACCCAGAUUUGGGCAAGUACUUGGAAAAUAAACUAAAGUAGGGCCACAUGAUUGAACUCCACUUGGAAAAAAAAUUAUAUCACCUUUAUAGGCUGGCUGAAGUCCAGUAAAUUCAGGCUUGGUUUUAGGAAUAAAGGGAAUGUUGGGCUGUACUAUAAAACUACUAAGAAUGAAACUAAUGGCUGACAAUUGAAAUCUGAAAGUACCUGCCCUCUGAACAGAGUGGGUAAUACAUUGCUUUUAGAACUUCUCAGAGAUGAAGUUAGUGCUGUUUUACAUUUAGAAAUGAUCUGACAAGGUCACCAUACACAAUGAGCUGGAAAGAUGCAGCAGUUUGUUGCUUUUAAAAGCAGUUGGCCAUAGCUUAAAGUGAGUCGCAAACUUUAGCUUGAAUUUGUUGGGGAAGGGGGGGGGGUAGCUUGCAAUAUCAUAAUAUCUCAACUGAUAUUGUACAGUCUAAGUGGGGACUUUUUUUAUUUUAAUCUCACCACCUAUAAUCUAAAAGUACAGUUAAUUACAACAGCCCCUGGAGACCACAUAUAUGCAUACAUUUCACUUGAACAUGCAUGACACAUGAGCAUUUACUUCAUUCCAGAUUAAUUUUCAGUAGCUAGGUACAUACUAUACAAUUAUUAGGUGGAUUUGCCAAUAACUGGGUGAUCUGCCUGAUCUAAUGCAGUGUUUAUGAAUGAUUGUUUUGGGUUUUGCCAAUAAACCUGAGCAAUCUUUCCUACAACCGCUUACCUACAACUAUAGGGGCAGUAAAGACUUUUCAAUCUGGGCAUAUGUCCAGGUGUUAAAAAAAUAAAUAAAAAAUGUGUAGGUAAACCCAGUAUAUUUUAUAUCCCCCCCCCCCCCCCCCCCCCUUCUUAGCUGAUCUAAUGAGCAUUUAAAAAAAAAAAAAAUCAAAGUGUGUAGUACAGAUGUCUGGACCUUCCUCUACUUGAAUAAGCGGCCUGCUUGUUCGUCCGAUCUGAAAAAUCAGACCAUGUGUACCUAGCUUUAAGCGUCCAUUUCGUUUGUCCACUAUUAUUUAGGCCUUUGGGGGGGGAUUUUUAUUCUCAAUUGAAGUGCUGGCAUUGAGGCAAAGGUGUGUUCCCUGCCUUGUAUAAUCCAUAACCACCCAGGUCAUAAUGUAACAUGCUAGACUGCUGCAGAGAUCUGGUAAGCUAUGUCUGUGACUGCUCCCAUCCCUCCGGAACCUUUCCAGGAAUAACUGCCUGGAGAACAGUGAAAUGUUCAUAGCCGAUGACACUGCUCCCCCAGAAUGGACACUUUGGCAUGAUGGUGACACUCCUUCUAGAGCUGUGCAAUUGCUUUAAGCAGGCCUUGGU
Molecule: messenger RNA, 3570 nt
Organism: Pseudophryne corroboree (corroboree frog)
Lineage: Eukaryota; Metazoa; Chordata; Amphibia; Anura; Myobatrachidae
Gene: TENT5B
Product: terminal nucleotidyltransferase 5B
Exons: 2
Coding region: 527-1711 (394 amino acids)
Biological process (GO): mRNA stabilization
Molecular function (GO): RNA binding; poly(A) RNA polymerase activity
Source: RefSeq, a predicted model, not a curated record